CCGCUAACUCGGCUAGCCCGGUCUGCUGAACGCUGCAGCGCAUGACAGUAAUAAAAAUAAAAACAACGCUUGCUGGUUGUGUAGAUACUGGGUUUAAGGAGUUUGAGUGUUUAUUGUUUGACCAGGCAAAGGUGACAUAGAUCCAAGGUGAAAUAUGUUUAAUUACACAGAUUUUAGUUAACGCAUUUCAAGUUGUUUUGUCUAGCUAGCGUUAGCUACCUUACUUAGCCGCAUCCAUUAACAUUCAGUGGAUAAAUCAAGCUGGCUAAAACCGUAGCGUAAAAAGCUGAGGAGAACUCACCCAAAGGAUGUCAGACUCGGACAGUGACGACGACCAAGAUCGCCCCUUUUCUAUAACUGGCUUCCUCUUUGGAAACAUCAAUGAAGACGGACAGCUAGAAGAUGACAGUGUUCUGGACAACGAGUCCAAAAAACAUCUAGCUGGUUUGGGGACUCUGGGUCUGGGCUCACUUAUUACGGAGAUCACUGCCAAUGAGGAUGACGAUAAGGAGGAAAACAGAGACCCUGCUAGCGUGGAUGCAGAAGGUUGGGUGAAAAGCACUGAGGAUGCAGUUGAUUAUUCUGACAUCAGCGAAGUUGCUGAGGAUGAGACAAAGAAAUACCGGCAGGCCAUGGGGUCUCUGCAGCCCAGCAGGAAAACAGAUGAUGAGGAUGACUAUGAUGCAGAUUGUGAGGAUAUUGACUCCAAACUCAUGCCCCCUCCACCACCACCAACUCUUCCUACAUCUAAAAAAGAGGAACCCUCCACUCAGAGCUCAAAUGCAGUUGGGGAAGAUGGUGAUGGUAUCAUCCUGCCUUCCAUCAUUGCUCCAUCUUCUACGGGAGACAAGAUUGACUUCAGCAGUUCCUCAGACUCUGAGUCAGAAACUGACCGUCCCUGUCAGGGUUCAGGUGCCGGUGGCCCUGCUGACAGGCUCACUCUCCCUCUUGCUGGGAUCAUGCAGAAAGAUGCCGCCAAAGCAUUGCCAAGUGUCACAGAGCUCUUCCCAGAGUUUAGGCCUGGAAGGGUGCUUCGGUUCUUACGCUUGUUUGGUCCUGGAAAGAACGUGCCAUCAGUUUGGAGGAGUGCCCGCAGGAAAAAGAAGCGAAAACACAGAGACCCUCAGCCUGGGACACCUCCUCCAGAAGGAGAACCCUUAGAGCAAAGCCAGGAGAAGAAAUCUGGAUGGAUUUAUGAGUAUCCCGCCCCUCCACCUCCGGAGCAAUGUCUUUCUGAUGAUGAGAUAACCAUGAUGGCUCCAGUAGAAUCAAAGUUUUCACAAACUUGUGGUGAUGGGGACAAGGAGAUGGAAUCUCGGCCUAAAGUAGCAGAAUGGAGAUAUGGUCCAGCCCAGCUCUGGUACGACAUGCUCGGGGUUCCUGAGGAUGGAAGCAAUUUUAACUAUGGGUUCAAGCUUAAAGAACAGCAAUCCAGUGAGCCUCAGAAGCCGGAUACACCUACUGAAAUAACAGAGAUUUCCCAAGAGGUUCAGGUUCAGGAGGAUAACAACGAUGCAGAUGAUAAUGAAGAUGAUGAAGCUAAAGACAGAAAAGCCCUGGAGAAUGAACUCUUCCUCAUGGUCACUCAGCUGCAAUGGGAGGAUGAUAUAAUUUGGAAUGGAGAAGAUGUUAAACACAAGAGUACCAAGACUCAGCGAGCCAGCCUGGCAGGAUGGCUACCCUCUAGCAUGACCCGUAAUGCUAAUGCUUACAAUGCACAGCAGGGUCUGACAAGAAGUAAUUCCCAGCUGGUGCCACCUACACCUCCACCCAUGCCCAAAGCUGCUUCGAUUUCUGGCUCAAAGCGAGACAAAAACAGCCACGAUAAUCAAGCCUCUCAGGAAGAAGACUGUCCUUGGUUCUCCAUUUUUCCCAUUGAUAAUGAAGAGUUGGUAUACGGACGCUGGGAAGACAACAUUAUCUGGGAUGACCAGGAGAUGGAUCAAAUGCUUGAGCCACCUGUUCUUACACUGGAUCCCAAUGAUGAGAACAUAAUUCUAGAAAUUCCUGAUGAAAAGGAGGAGACGACCUCCCACUCGCCAUCAAAAGAGAAUAAGAAAGAAACCGCAAUCAAGAAGAGCCGCAUCCUGCUGGGGAAAACGGGCGUGAUAAAAGAUGAGCCACAGCAAAACAUGUCCCAACCUGAGGUCAAAGAUCCCUGGAAUCUGUCCAAUGAUGAGUUCUACUAUCCCAAACAGCAAGGCCUGAGGGGAACCUUUGGUGGCAACAUCAUUCAGCACUCCAUCCCAGCCCUGGAACUGCGGCAGCCCUUCUUCCCCACUCACAUGGGGCCCAUGAAGCUUCGCCAGUUCCAUCGUCAGACUCUGAAGAAGUACUCGUUUGGAGCUUUGGCUCAGCCAGGUCCCCACCCUGCUCAGCCUCUGCUUAAACACAUAAAGAAGAAAGCCAAGAUGCGAGAGCAAGAGCGGCAGGCAUCAGGAGGAGGAGACAUGUUCUUCAUGCGAACCCCGCAAGACUUGACAGGCAAAGAUGGAGAUCUGAUCCUGGCAGAAUACAGUGAAGAAUACCCUCCUCUCAUCAUGCAAGUUGGCAUGGCAACUAAAAUCAAGAACUACUACAAAAGGAAACCUGGAAAAGAUCCUGGAGCACCUGAUUGUAAAUAUGGAGAGACUGUGUACUGUCACACAUCCCCUUUCCUUGGUUCUCUGCAUCCUGGACAGCUUCUCCAGGCAUUUGAGAACAACCUCUUCCGUGCCCCAAUCUACCUUCACAAGAUGCCUGAGACUGAUUUCUUGGUUAUACGAACACGACAUGGCUACUACAUUAGAGAGAUUGUAGAUAUUUUUGUAGUUGGUCAGGAGUGCCCCUUGUUUGAAGUUCCAGGGCCGAACUCCAAACGAGCCAAUACUCACAUCAGAGACUUCCUGCAGGUGUUCAUUUAUCGCUUGUUCUGGAAGAGCAAAGAUCGGCCACGGAGAAUCCGUAUGGAGGAUAUAAAGAAAGCUUUUCCCUCACACUCAGAAAGCAGCAUCAGGAAACGACUUAAACUGUGUGCUGACUUCAAACGUACAGACAGAAAUCUGAGCAUUGAAAGAGCUUUAUACGCCUGCUAUGGAUUUUACCCCAAAGGGAUGGACUCAAACUGGUGGGUGCUGAAGCCUGAUUUCAGACUGCCAACAGAAGAAGAGAUCAGGGCCAUGGUUUCUCCAGAGCAGUGCUGUGCUUACUACAGCAUGCUGGUAGCAGAGCAAAGGCUCAAGGAUGCUGGAUAUGGUGAGAAAUCCUUCUUUGCUCCAGAGGAGGAGAACGAAGAGGACUUUCAAAUGAAGAUUGAUGAUGAGGUGCGGACAGCUCCUUGGAACACAACAAGAGCCUUCAUUUCUGCUAUGAAGGGGAAGUGCUUGUUAGAGGUUACAGGUGUGGCUGAUCCUACAGGCUGUGGAGAAGGUUUCUCCUAUGUGAAAGUGCCCAACAAGCCUACUCAACAGAAGGACGAUAAAGAGCCGCAGCCGGUGAAGAAGACAGUGACAGGGACAGAUGCUGAUCUGAGGAGGCUCUCGCUGAAGAAUGCCAAGCAGCUGCUGCGCAAGUUUGGUGUACCAGAGGAGGAGAUCAAGAAACUGUCACGCUGGGAAGUUAUUGAUGUGGUGAGGACCAUGUCCACGGAGCAAGCACGCUCAGGAGAGGGACCCAUGAGCAAGUUUGCCAGAGGCUCUCGUUUUUCUGUAGCUGAACACCAGGAACGUUACAAGGAAGAGUGCCAGAGAAUCUUUGACUUGCAGAACAAAGUGCUGGAGUCGACAGAGGUGCUCUCCACAGACACAGACAGCAGUUCAGCAGAGGAUAGUGACUUUGAGGAGAUGGGUAAGAACAUUGAGAACAUGCUGCAGAACAAGAAGACCAGCUCCCAACUUUCCCGUGAGAGGGAAGAGCAGGAGAGGAAGGAGCUGCAGAGGAUGCUGAUGGGUGAGGAGAGCGAUCGUGACAAGGGCCGCAAGGAGCGGCGUAAAGGCCUGUCCAGUUCACUGUCAACCAGUUCCCACAAAGAUGACGACACGUCCUCCGUCACCAGCCUGAACUCCUCGGCCACAGGACGCCGACUGAAGAUUUAUCGCACAUUCAGAGAUGAGGAUGGCAAGGAGUAUGUCCGGUGUGAAACAGUGCGGAAGGCUGCAGUCAUUGAUGCCUACACCAGGAUCAGAACCACCAAGGAUGAUGAAUUUAUACGAAAGUUUGCCCUCUUUGAUGAGCAGCACAGAGAAGAGAUGAGGAAGGAACGUCGGCGUAUUCAGGAGCAGCUGAGGAGGCUGAAGAGAAACCAAGAGAAGGAUAAGAUCAAGGGUCCUCCAGAGAAGAAGACCAAGAAGGUCAAAGAGAGACCAGACCUCAAGGUAAAACUAAAGUGCGGCGCAUGUGGAGCCAUUGGACACAUGAGGACCAAUAAGUUCUGUCCACUUUAUUAUCAAACCAAUGCCCCACCCUCCAACCCAGUCGCCAUGACAGAGGAGCAGGAGGAGGAGCUGGAAAAGACAGUCAUCCACAAUGACAAUGAGGAGUUGAUCAAGGUGGAGGGCACUAAAAUUGUCCUGGGCAAACAGCUCAUCGAAAGUGCUGAUGAAGUGCGCAGAAAGUCUUUGGUGCUCAAGUUCCCCAAACAACAGCUGCCACCAAAGAAGAAGAGACGCGUAGGCAGUGCAGUCCAUUGUGACUACCUCAAUAAACCCCACAAGGCCAUCCACCGCAGACGCACGGACCCCAUGGUGACCUUGUCCUCUGUGCUAGAAAGCAUCAUCAAUGACAUGCGGGAUCACCCUAAUACAUACCCGUUCCACACACCAGUCAAUGCUAAGGUUGUGAAGGACUACUAUAAGAUCAUCACACGGCCCAUGGACCUGCAAACACUAAGGGAGAAUGUACGCAAGCGGAUGUACCCAUCAAGGGAGGAGUUCCGUGAAGCAGUGGAGCUUAUUGUCAAAAACAGCGCCACCUACAAUGGGGCAAAACACCCAAUAACACAAGUUGCACAGUCCAUGCUGGAUCUGUGUGAUGCUAAACUGAAAGAGAAGGGGGACAGGCUGGUGAGGCUGGAGAAAGCCAUCAACCCUCUGCUUGAUGAUGAUGAUCAGGUGGCCUUCUCCUUCAUCUUGGACAACAUUGUAACCCAGAAAAUGAUGGCGGUUCCCGAUUCAUGGCCGUUUCACCAGCCUGUCAACAAGAAGUUUGUGCCAGAUUAUUAUAAAGUUAUUGUGAACCCCAUGGAUCUGGAGACCGUCCGCAAGAACAUCUCCAAACAUAAAUAUCAGAACCGAGACACGUUCCUUUCAGAUGUCAGUUACAUCCACACCAACAGCAUCAAGUACAAUGGUUCAGACAGUCCUUACACCAAGACAGCUCUCGAGAUUGUUAAUGUGUGUAAGCAGACUUUGGCAGAGUAUGAUGAGCACUUGACACAAUUGGAGAAAGACAUCUCUACUGCUAAAGAGGCAGCUCUAGAUGCAGCAGACUUAGAGAGUCUGGACCCAAUGACGCCUGGGCCAUACACGCCUCAGCCUGCUGAUCUGUUUGACAGCGGGGCUUCGGGGAGUGUGCCCAGAGAGCCCAGCAGCCUUUUCUCUGAGGGACCUCUAGUGGGUGCUCCAGAGAAGAGAGUGGGGCAGGGACGGCACAGCAGAAGACCAGGGGAAGAAGAGUCCGAUGUGGACAUUGAAGGCUUUGAUGAGGAAGACGAUGGCAAACCCAAGACUCCUGCUCCUGCAGAGGAUGCAGAAGGCGAUCUGGAGGACGAGGACGAUGACGAGGAGAUGUUGCUGCCACCUCGCAGGCGGUUGCAUGACCAGGAUGAUGAUGAGGAGGAGGAGGAAGAAGAGGGAAGAUCUAACCGCCCAGCUCAAGCUAGCGUGCUCUAUCAGGACCUACUCAUGUCUGACGGAGAGGAUGAUGCCAGCGAAGAGGAGGGCGACAACCCUUUCUCCUCCAUACAACUGUCAGAGAGCGGCAGCGACUCUGACAGAGAGGUUGAUGUGCGACCCGCACCUCCACGUAGAACUCAGGAGACUGCUCGGAUGGGCAUGGAGCAGGACGAGAGCAUGAUGUCAUACGAAGGGGAUGGGCCUGAUGGGCCACAUAUGGAAGACAGCAAUGUCAGUUACGGCAGCUAUGAGGAGACAGAGAGUCGGAGUCAGAUGCCGCCGUCUAGUUUGGGAAAUGGAGAAGAAUACGGCAUUAGUGAGGAGGAGGAGGAAGAUGAAGAAGAUGAGGCACGGAGGAGAGGCCCAGCUGUGCUCUCCCAGGUCCAGCUCAGUGAAGAUGAGGAAAGCGAAGAGUUCAGAUCUGUUGGGGGAGACAGCGACAUGGACUCCGACAAUUAGCUUCUUUUCUUCUUCUUUAUUUUUUUUAUUUCUUUAUUUUUUUUUUUUUGUUUUGUUUUUUUUGCUGCAGUAUCAUGAAAACUGUUUGAAAAAUGAGAAAAUGUAAUUUUAGGUAAAUAUGUACAGUGUUAUUUUGUAAAUGACAUAACAGCACCUUGUAAAUUUCAGUUUGUCUUUUAUAUAUUGAAUGAAUGUUGUGUAUGCUGAUUCAUCUCUACAUCUUUGUACUGUUUACCUUGGAUACGUCCUUUGGAAGUUUGUUUCUACCACUGAUUUUUAAAAAAUUUUUUUUUUUAAGUCAAAAUUUAGAGUUAUCUCAAAAUUUGGACUUGCACAGAAGUUUGAGUUACUAAAAUUGGCUCUGCGAGGCAAAAAUUAAGUAAAUAUUUAAUAAAAAUGUGUGUGUAUAUAUUGUGUGUGUGUGUGUGUAAACAAGCUUCUAUAAUAUCCUGCAUGCACACAAAAAAAAACAUUCUUUAAAAUCCAACCGAUUCAUUAAUAUUAAUAAAUGAGUUAUGAGUGGAUGAGAGGGAUUCAGAUCCAUGCAGUUCAUCUUCCCUUGUGAUAUGGUAAUUUUUAUCUUAUGUUAAUAUUUUUCUAACCUGCCUAGUUAUUUGUCAUAAUGCUUAUGCAUAAGGUAAAAGCAAUAGAAACUGACCAUAACCGAGGUGGAACAUGACAGGAUUUUAUUGACUGCUUAUAGGUGGAAAAUUAUUUCAGAUAUUUUGAUACAUCAACAGAAAACGGUUGUUAAUAAAGCACACAAGUUCAAGCUGA
Archocentrus centrarchus (flier cichlid) is the source of this 7106-nucleotide messenger RNA. It is a transcript of the gene taf1, whose product is annotated as TAF1 RNA polymerase II, TATA box binding protein (TBP)-associated factor. Gene Ontology annotation, molecular function: RNA polymerase II general transcription initiation factor activity; TBP-class protein binding; DNA binding. The transcript is spliced from 42 exons. Gene Ontology annotation, cellular component: transcription factor TFIID complex. The record is from RefSeq and is a predicted model, not a curated record. Gene Ontology annotation, biological process: transcription by RNA polymerase II; DNA-templated transcription initiation; RNA polymerase II preinitiation complex assembly. Bases 309 to 6329 code for a protein of 2006 amino acids. NCBI's taxonomy places the organism in Eukaryota, Metazoa, Chordata, Actinopteri, Cichliformes, Cichlidae.